CUCCUCUCCCGUUCCUCCCGCAGAAAACGGAUCGGGCGCCAGGGGCCUCUCAGGAGUCAGGACCGAGCGCCGCCUCCAGCUCCUCCAGGCGCGUUGCAGCGCUCCUCCCCACCCAGGCCGCGGCGCCCCUCCUGCGCAGCUCCGCCCCAAGGCCGCGGCACCCCUCACUGCGCAGCUCCGGCCAGGCCGUGCCCCCCUCCCCGCGUGCAGCACUCCUGGGGAGGAGCUCCUGCUGCAACGGCGUGGAGAGAGGCGGGGCGGGGCACAAGGACGUCUGGAGCGCGGCGGCGAAGCGCGGCGAUGGAGUUCUGCCCGGCGUGUGGGCUGCUGCUGCAGAUAGAUCCGGGCACAGGAGACCACCGCCUGCGCCUCGUCUGCCCCUACGUCUGCCCGAUGCAGAACAAGAUCGUGAAGAAGGCGAAGGUGGUAAAGAAGGAGGUAGAGCCCAUCUUCAGCAAAGCCGACGCGAUGAAGUUGGCGCCCAAGACCGCAACUUCAUGCCCAAGAUGCAACCAUGGAGAAGCAUACUUCAAGCAGAUGCAGAUUCGAUCAGCCGAUGAGCCAAUGACAACAUUCUAUAGGUGUUGCAGAGAAGAAUGCCAGCUUGAAUGGAGAGAUGACUGAUCUAGCAACUAGCAUUUUCCACUUUGCUUUCACUACAUGCUUGUUCUGCUUCAGUUUUGAGUGGUGAUAUGCCCUGUUGCACAUGUAAUUCUUCUUGUAACCACCUUGUCCUUCAGUACAAACUUCGGUGAAAUGUUAUUAUGGUGCCGCAUUUUGGCUGCAGAAGACACUACUAGUAGGAGUGAAGUGUUUUGGAAUGUAUGUGCUUCAUGCUGGCUACAUUUGGUAGCGUGAAUGGCAUUUUCAAAGGAAUAAAGUGUUCCUGAGUUAAUUUAGCAAACAUUUUCACAGACUCA
Molecule: messenger RNA, 920 nt
Organism: Panicum virgatum (switchgrass)
Lineage: Eukaryota; Viridiplantae; Streptophyta; Magnoliopsida; Poales; Poaceae
Product: DNA-directed RNA polymerase III subunit RPC10-like
Exons: 4
Coding region: 301-624 (107 amino acids)
Biological process (GO): DNA-templated transcription; termination of RNA polymerase III transcription
Cellular component (GO): RNA polymerase III complex
Molecular function (GO): nucleic acid binding; DNA-directed RNA polymerase activity; zinc ion binding
Source: RefSeq, a predicted model, not a curated record